This is a messenger RNA of Colletotrichum orchidophilum, 1215 nucleotides long. RefSeq lists its product as uncharacterized. NCBI's taxonomy places the organism in Eukaryota, Fungi, Ascomycota, Sordariomycetes, Glomerellales, Glomerellaceae. The coding region runs from base 1 to 1215 and encodes 404 amino acids. The transcript has a single exon. The record is from RefSeq and is a predicted model, not a curated record.
AUGUUUGACGGCACGAAAGGGUGUUCUUCCAUCGACCACGCGGGCUCACUCGUGACGCUUUGCAAUACCGAAAGCUAUCAAUCCAUCUGCGUCGACGACCACAAUGGAAACAUCAACUGCAACAUGACAAUGGGCAGCACAACCUGCAUCGACGGAGAUCUUCCGCACUUCUUCUUAUCCUACGGUUCCAUCGCAUGGCUUAGUAAUAUCAUUGGCUUUUACACCUGGCUCUGCAUCAUGUCCGGCAAUACACCCCUGAAUCCGAACCGGAAACUCAAACACAAGACACUCGUCUGUCUCGGAAGCCUCGCAUAUGCCAUCUUCUUGGUAGCCAACGCGGUCACUAAGGUCCCCAAGAUGAAGAACGGAAAUCUCAAACUCAUUGCGACUGGACACGUCGUUAUUACAGUCAUUGCGCAGGGAGCCGUUCUUUGUCUGAUGAAGAGGAACGCUAUUGAUGAUACGGAGGACAGGAAGAACAAGGAAGAAGGUCAAGCCGAUAAAGAUGAACUCAUCGCAACUGUGCCAACAGCCGCUAAGGACAGUGCUGCCCCUCGUCCCUCGGCAGAGUCCGCACCGUCAACCACUUCAACAAGCACAGCUGUACCAACGCAAGAAAAGACUGGCUUCUUGAAAAGCUUCACAAGCAAAAUCACAGGAGUACAGACAACCAAAGAAGUCUCGGCAACUGGAGAUACCGGCACAGACACUCCAGAGAAGGAGAAUACAGCAGCAGAGGGACUCGCGAGUAUGGUGACGGGCCUCGAACCCUUGUCACUCGGCCAUCAGAUCAUGUUGAUUGGUGCCGUCCGUAUUGUACAGCGCAUCUUUGUUGACCGAACGAACAACGAAACCAAGCAGCAGCGCGAAACCUGGGACUCUUCCAUUCUCUUCAAUGUUGUUUACGGCUUGAUUCUCAUCAUCAACGUCGUCGGCAUCCUCAAGUAUCUUUCCCAGAGUUCCACGAAGUCUCAGGACGAAGAAAACGUUAACAGCCAGGAAAGAGAGAAGAGGCGCGCCGCUGAAGCAAAGAAAGCGAGGGCAACAGCUUUCUUUGCUGCAGGAAUGUUGGCUGGGCUUGCCAGCGACUGGUGUCAAUCUCUCGUUCCUCCUGCAGUUGCCAUGGACAACCACGGCCUCGGACAUCUCGGAAAAAUAUCGAAUCUCAGUCUUGUUGUCUUGAUUUCGUCAAAAUUGUUUGUGUUUGCUUGCUAG